Danaus chrysippus (African queen) is the source of this 423-nucleotide messenger RNA. The record is from the annotation of a GenBank genome assembly. Lineage: Eukaryota; Metazoa; Arthropoda; Insecta; Lepidoptera; Nymphalidae.
AUGAUCGACGCGAAGCUCCAGGGGAUAGAGGGGCGCCUGCUACCAGAAAAGCGCCUAAGACCUCCCCUGGCAUCGGACAGGACACCAGCACCACCGGACAGGACACCAGCACCAGCCACGGCUGCGACAGAAGCUAAGCGGCCUGGAGCAGCGGCCAGCGGUGCCAAGGCCAAAAGGGAGAAGGAGAAGACGGCAAGACCUCUGCCCCCGCCGCCUCCAUCUAUGGAGGAGAGAUGGACAGAGGUGGUCAAGAAGAAGGACAAGGCUGGCCCGGCGGUAGUACCACCGCAAACCGGGCAGAAGGGAAAGAAGGCCAAGAAGAAGAAGAGGAAGAGCACUCAAAGUGCGAAAAAUCCAGCGGUGGUGAUCACGCUGCCGCGGGACUCGGAAAGCCAUUCACAUACCUAUAAUAAACUCAUUUAA